AACAUUUAUUUAUAAAUAGAACACGUGCGUGAUUAUAUCGACUAACAAAAAGUAAACCGAUUUCAGCAUCAAUAUUCUAGCCAUGAAUCGAAAGAAGGUGCCAUCAGUCAGCAUAGGAGACAAAAUAAACGAACUUCUAGCACCGAAGCAAUUACAUGAUCCUGAAUACAAUUCGGAAGAUGAAACUGUCGCUAAAACCAGAUACUAUGAUUCGGAAGAGGAGGAGGACAAUCAACCAGUUGCCGAACUAAGCCACAUCAGAAAGAAAAAUGUUCGACUGCUCCAAGACAUCGAUGCCAAGUAUAGCGGCAAAAUUAGUUCGCGGAAUGAAUUGGAUGUGUCAAGUGAGUAUGAAGAAAGCAGUGACAGUGAGCCGGAGACUGGUGAUUUUGCAAUCAAAUUGAAAGAACUAGACAGCGAUGAUGGUGAGAACGUUGACACAGACACCGAUGAUGACGGUAAAGGAUCGAAAAGUAUUGAAUCAAACAGUGGCGACGAGGUCGAUGAAGCUUUUGGUGAGGGGGGAGACGAUGAAACCGAAGAUGAGGAGUCGGAGCACAGUGAUCAAGAUGAUGAUGAUGAUGAUGAUGGAUCCUCGUCAGAAGGGAGUGAAAGUGAUUUUGACGGUGGUGACAUUAUACCAAGAGAUCAGAAUGGAACAAAUCAUGAAAGUGAUGGUGAAGUCGAAGAAAAAGAAGAUGAAAAUCAGACAAAAAUCAGCAAAGAUGUAGAGAAGGGUGUCUCGGUUCAAAAUCAACUGCACAUUUGGGAGAAGUUACUUGAGAUUCGAAUUCACUCACAAAAAAUGCUACUGAAAGCGAACGGAUUACCGCAGGCGAAUUCUUUCCAACAGCUCCAAUCGAAUACUGAGUUCAACGAAGCCGUCGAAAAGACAUCAGCAAAUGUGGACAAACUACUGACUAAACUGUGCACACUUCAGAAGGCACUGAUCAACCAGUAUCCCGAAACGAAGGAGAUCGCCGGAAAACGUCAACGAACUGAUGACGGUGAUGAACCCGACAGAAUCAGUAAAAUAGGCAAGAAACUGCAACAUGAUUUCGCCGACUUCAAAGAUUAUCGGAAUGCGACAAUUUCAAAGUGGUACGAUCGAACAAAAGUGUUAACACCUGGCGCCUCCAAAACCUUGAAACAACCAACCUUCGAUAUCAUUCGCAACAUUGAAGGAGUGUUAUCGAACAGGGACGAGCUCAUCAAAAAGACGCAAACGUACAAGGGCGGAUAUGAAAUAAUUGGAAUGGAUACAACCAUCAAGGACAAACUGAAUGCUGGUACUGGUGAGGCGAACGGAGAAACUGAGCCGAUGAUUUGCAGUGAAAUCUACGACGAUACAGAUUUCUAUCAUUCACAACUGAGAGAGCUAAUCGAAUUCAAAACAAAUGCCUCAACGAAUCCGGCUGACGUGACGAAACAAUUUGCGGAAUUGCAGAAGUUACGCAAUAAAAUCAAAAAAGUCGUCGAUACACGGGCGUCCAAGGGUAGGAAAAUUCGUUAUGCUGUCCAUAAUAAAAUGGUAAAUUUUAUGGCACGAAAUGAUCCAACUGAAUGGUCAAACGAAGCGAAAACUGAACUAUUUUCAUCGCUAUUUAGCAGUCGAACGGGGUGAUAAAGUUUUGGUAAUAAAUUUCUUUUCUUUUGUUUUAA
Molecule: messenger RNA, 1662 nt
Organism: Bradysia coprophila
Lineage: Eukaryota; Metazoa; Arthropoda; Insecta; Diptera; Sciaridae
Gene: Aatf
Product: Apoptosis antagonizing transcription factor
Biological process (GO): regulation of transcription by RNA polymerase II
Cellular component (GO): nucleolus; nucleus
Source: RefSeq, a predicted model, not a curated record